AGCUGUGCUAGUUUCCCGAAUGCUGUGCAUCGUGUAAGAUGUGUUCUUAAAUAUUUUUGAAAAUUUAAUUUUUGUAUUAUUGUACAAUUAACGUUGUGAAAUCGGAAAUUGUUUACGCGUAUAAGUGUAAACGGAAAACGUGUCAGUGAAUCGACAAAACGCUGAACACGAUCAAAUAUUGUAAUCAAAAUUGAAAAAAAAAAAUUACUGCUGUAUUCGGCAGAUUUUACCAGAAGAAACGGGAAUUUAAUUAAACGAACUGAUUCAUCCAGAAAAGGACAUUGCCUCAGUGGUGCAUCGUAGCAAACAAAAUGUCUGUGGUUCAGAUUGGAAAGUGGCAGUACAGCCAAAUUCAGAUUAACGGCCAACGUAUCACAACCAACGAGACAUUUAAAAAUUGCUUGAAAGGAUUGCGAGAUCCAGCAGAGGUGUUCAUCAGACGAAUUCCAUACACCAUGUACGAGGACAAUCUCAUUCCGCUAUUCGAAACCAUUGGAAUUGUGUUGCAAUUUCGAUUGAUGAUGAACUACUCCGGACGGAACCGUGGAUUCGGCUACAUUAUAUACUUGAACCAAAAUGACGGAUACAGAGCUAUCACAUUUUUGAACAACAUUCUGGUGUCGUCUUGGUGUCGAUUGCAGCUCUCCAUCAGCAGAAAUCUGCGACGUCUGUGGCUGGAUAAUGUGAGUGGCGAAAUGGACGUGAACACAGUCAUCAGUUUGAUCUUGGAAAAAAUUGAUCCAAUGGAGAUAUCCAUUUGCCAUCACAAGGGCGGUAUUCGAUUCUUGUUGGACUUUGAAACGCAUCGCGAAGCUGCUUUAUCACGGAAACAACUGCUGCGUGAGGUGUGGGAUUUUGGACCGUUAGCCAGAACUAAUUGGGACAUCGGUCGUGAGGUUCUUUCACGAGGCUAAGCCGUUUUUCUUUUCUUUUUCGACAUUUUGUAUCUAGUUACAUUUUAAUUUCUAUUUUUUUUCUAUUUUUCUUAACGUAAGGUUAUGUAUCCUUGAUCAACUCUCACUAUGUGUUGUAAAACGUUUCGUAUAUUUGAUUUAAAAAAAAAAAAUCAGUUUGAUAUCUUAAAAUAAAAGAAAACUUUUAAGG
This is a messenger RNA of Bradysia coprophila, 1104 nucleotides long. Its product is annotated as dead end protein homolog 1-like. The record is from RefSeq and is a predicted model, not a curated record. NCBI's taxonomy places the organism in Eukaryota, Metazoa, Arthropoda, Insecta, Diptera, Sciaridae. Gene Ontology annotation, molecular function: RNA binding.